AAAUUCUACUCUUCUCUCGUCCCUUCUCGUCAGCUUUCAUUUUCACUGUCGCUUUGAACUUUUGUCAAACAUCUUCCCUGCAUAUGCAAAUAUAUACAAACAUAAACAUGCUUGGUUUGAACUUUGAACUCUUCUCCGACUUUUCUCCUCCGUCGUUCGCGGAGCUCCGGAGCGAUAAUUGCGGGUGUAUGGGAUUGGGAUUUGGGGGUUUUCCGCUGUGACGUACGAGCUUUCGUUUUCCGAUGGGAAUGGAGGAUUUCGGCGGCGAGAUGCCGGUGGGGUUUAGGGCUUUGGAGGCGUUGGGGAAGGGCUUCGAUCUGAGCAGCGAUUUCAGGCUCAAGUUCGCCAAGGGAUUGGGGGAGUCUUGCGGCGGCGGAAGGUUGGUGGUUCUCGAUGAGACGAACAAGAGGGAUAUUGUGAUUCCUGGCUGUGGCGGAGGGCUCGCGAUUCGAGGAGUUUCCGAGGAUAUUCGAUGCGAUAAGGGAGAUCGAAUUCGGUUCAAAUCGGAUGUUCUUGAGUUCAAUCAGAUGUCUGAGCUACUUAAUCAGAAAUCUUCGGUUCAAGGAAAAGUUCCUUCAGGCUAUCUUAACUCCAUAUUUGAGGUGACUGGAAAUUGGUUUCAUGACGUUGCAGACACCAAGUACCUAGCAUUUGAUGGUUACUUCAUCUCAUUGUACAACUUGCACCUCACAGCGUCUCCAUUAGUGCUACGUGAUGAAGUGAAAAAAUCUGUUCCAUCUCAUUGGGAUCCAGCAGCAUUGAGCAGGUUUAUCGAGUCAUAUGGAACACACAUAAUAGUGGGGAUGGCUGUUGGAGGUCAAGAUUUAAUUUGUGUCAGACAAAAGUCCUCGUCACCAAUUCCUCCUGCUGAUCUAAGGAGACACCUGGAGGAUCUUGGAGACAUUCUUUUCUCAGACAGUAGAAGCCCUUCCCUACUGCAGAGGAAAACAGGAGAUGGGAAACACAAAGUACCUGAGGUCUUCAAUCGUAUAUUGCAGUCAAAUACCAUGCAGCUGACCAGUAUUUCAGAGACAUCAAGCAAGGAUGGUCUCACUGUCAUUUGUUCCAAAAGAGGAGGUGAUGUGUUCUUGCAUAGUCACUGCAAUUGGCUCCAAACAGUGGCUGCUAAGCCAGAAGCUAUCCAUUUUAAGUUCGUACCUAUUGUUUCUCUUCUUACUGGCAUUCCAGGCAGUGGUUAUCUUAGUCAUGCAAUCAAUUUGUAUUUACGCUACAAGCCUCCUCUCGAGGAUUUACUGUUUUUCUUGGAGUAUCAAGUUCCAAGGCAAUGGGCACCUAUGUUUUGUGAGCUGCCUCUCCGUCAUCACAGAAGAAAGGCUGCUUGCCCGCCCUUGCAAUUCAGUUUCAUGGGCUCAAAAAUUAAUAUUAGCUCUACUCAGGUUUCAACUGAUCAAAAACCAGUUGUUGGUUUACGAUUAUAUCUAGAAGGGAAAAAGUGCAAUCAGUUAGCACUUCAUGUACAGCAUCUCUCAAGUCUGCCUGAUAGCAUGAACGUUUCGUUUGACGACAAUAGCAAGAAGAGGCCAUGUCGGUGGCGAGGCUCCGAUGACUAUGAAUUCAGUAAUCAAUUCUUAGAACCAGUCAGAUGGAAGAGAUACUCAAAUAUCUGCACAUCAGUGGUUAAGCAUGAUCCAGACUGGUUGAAAGGAGACUCGAGUGGAGUCUAUAUUGUAACUGGUGCACAGCUCAUCAGCAAAGGGAAAUGGCCAAAGACCAUACUUCACCUCCGUCUGCUUUUCACUCACCUACCCCAUUGUUCCAUUCGCAAGACAGAAUGGUCCGCGGCACCAGAAGCUUCUCACAAGUCGAGUUUCCUCACGAAUUUGAGCACAACAUUUACUUUCACUCAGAAAACAGUUGCUGACCAUCAGAAGCAGGCACAAGCCGUACUCAACUCUGGCGUAUAUCCUGAUGGCCCGCCUUCAUCUAGUCGAUCUGCAAAGCUGCGUAAAUUUGUGGAGACAGCGGAGGUGGUACGAGGGCCGCAUGACGCUCCUGGGCAUUGGCUGGUAACGGCUGCUAAACUGGUGAAAGAUGGAGGUAAAAUCGGCUUACAUGUAAAGUUUGCAUUGCUGGAAUAGUUGUGGUUGGAGUUAUUGUUGUAUAUAAAUCAAGAGUGGGGUAAAUGGUUUUCUGUUGGGUUUAUGUGUUUGAUUUGUUUAUUGCGUUAUUCUUAUUGAUGAUAUACCAUGCAACAAAUUGGUCUACUUUUGUACAUCAUAAUUUUAAUACCUAUGUAUGAAUUUUGCUUGGUG
This is a messenger RNA of Morus notabilis, 2273 nucleotides long. Its product is annotated as MACPF domain-containing protein At1g14780. The transcript has 8 exons. The record is from RefSeq and is a predicted model, not a curated record. Bases 243 to 2099 code for a protein of 618 amino acids. Gene Ontology annotation, cellular component: plasma membrane. Lineage: Eukaryota; Viridiplantae; Streptophyta; Magnoliopsida; Rosales; Moraceae. Gene Ontology annotation, biological process: plant-type hypersensitive response; regulation of salicylic acid mediated signaling pathway.